This is a messenger RNA of Branchiostoma floridae (Florida lancelet), 1136 nucleotides long. Its product is annotated as protein dachsous-like. The transcript has a single exon. Bases 402 to 1136 code for a protein of 244 amino acids. Gene Ontology annotation, molecular function: calcium ion binding. Gene Ontology annotation, biological process: homophilic cell-cell adhesion. Lineage: Eukaryota; Metazoa; Chordata; Leptocardii; Amphioxiformes; Branchiostomatidae. The record is from RefSeq and is a predicted model, not a curated record. Gene Ontology annotation, cellular component: plasma membrane.
GCGUCGCUUCACGGAUCUUAUAAGCCGUACAGACACAUUUCAACGGAUUCUGUGAGGAUAUUUCUAACGGAAAACUGUGCCAACCGCGCUGGAAUCGCGCGUAUUGGUGCCCGAACGUACUGAUCUCUGGUUGCAGGGGACGCCACGACUGUUACCGACCGGGGUAGGAGCCAACAAGCUCGGCUUUCUCCCGAUCACCAAGCUACUAAUCCUGUCCUGUCCUGUCGGGCUAGACUUGCACUGCCAGCCGUACAGGAGUCCUAGGGGACACACUGGCCCCCGUUCGGCGGCGAUGAAGGGCGAUUCUGCCCGUGUAACGUGUUGUCGUGUGCGAGCUGCACCGAGCCGCGGUUGUCACACCGACGGUCGCUGGGUGGUGCUGAACCGCCGCGUGGCUCGAUAUGUCCCGGCGGAACUCGCGGACCGACAUGGUCCCUCCAUGCACGUUCCUUGUCUGCUUACUCCUCCUACUUCACCCCGCCAACAGCCAGUCUCACGAGGCUACCUUUCAAACAGAAGAAGGACAAGCCGAGGGUACGUACAUCGGUAACAUAGUAGAGGCUUCGGGCAUAACCGGCCCCUUCUACCUGUCCCCGGACCCUAGCGACACGCAGCUACUGCAGCAUCUUAGCAUAGAUGAACACACGGGGGUCAUAAGGAGCGGAUUAAGUUUAGACAGGGAGACUAGAGACUUUUACGAACUCCUUGCCGUCAGUACGUCGCAGGGGCAGGUAGUGACUGUGAAAGUACAAGUAACGGAUAUCAACGACAACGCCCCAGAGUUCGUCGGAUCCUACACACCGUCCCUAACCGAAGCGGCUCCCAUCGGAACGUCCGUCUUCCAAUUAACUGCUCAAGACCGAGACAUUGGCGUGAAUGCAGAGAUCACGUUUUCCAUCCUGUCGACGCCGGGAACCCACUCGGAUUGGUUCAACGUGGAUCCUGCCAGCGGCUUGAUCAUGACCAGGGUGAUCGUGGAUCGCGAGAUCGACCCUUCCCCUCGGAUUACCAUCGAUGCGACCGACCACGGUACGCCGGCAAUGUCUACAACCAUCCAAGUCACCGUUACACUCUUGGAUUUCAACGACAACGAACCAUUGGACCAGGUGUUUUAUUCACCUUUGUGUGUAUGCUAA